AUGUCCCACCUUGUCCGAAUGUCCUUUGCCGAUCCUAGCACACCUCAGAAAGUUCUACGUGAUAUCUCUUUGGGAGUCGACCUUACUACAGUGCCGUUCAUCGGAACCGCGUCCGAUGCCGGUCUUGCAUUUGACUUCACGUUUCCUGAACCAGCCGUGAAAGAUAGUGUAGGGCCGCUACCGUUGGCUCUCGACAUGUGGUCACCAACAAAUGCAUUCGAUACAUCCCCUCUUAGACAGGGUUGUGAAUGCUAUACGUGUAAAAACCAUCACCGCGCAUAUCUCCAACAUUUGCUUAACGCAAAGGAAAUGCUUGCCUGGACAUUGCUACAGAUUCAUAAUCAUCAUGUAAUGGACCAAUUCUUUGCAGCAGCCAGAAGAAGUAUCUCAGAUGGAACAUUCUCUCAAAAUGUGGACACAUUCGAGAGGACAUAUGCCUCUGAAUUUCCUGAGCAGACAGGCCAAGGUCCAAGGGUACGAGGCUACCAAGCAAAAUCAGAGUACGGGACUCCAAAAAGGAACCCUAAAGUAUAUGGUCGGCUGGAUGAUCAUGCGGAGAAACUCAUGGAAGCGGAGUCCGGUGUAGCUACCCCAGAUACGGGAGCAGAUGGGUUGCAGGCACACGGCUUUGCUCGGAAAUCACAAUAA
Uncinocarpus reesii 1704 is the source of this 648-nucleotide messenger RNA. RefSeq lists its product as uncharacterized. Lineage: Eukaryota; Fungi; Ascomycota; Eurotiomycetes; Onygenales; Onygenaceae. Gene Ontology annotation, molecular function: pentosyltransferase activity. The record is from RefSeq and is a predicted model, not a curated record. The transcript has 2 exons. Bases 1 to 648 code for a protein of 215 amino acids.